AUGGACAACUCGACGAGCCCUCCAGACGAUAUUUCUCUAGACGAUUUAUUCCCAGACGGAGAUUAUUCAAGUGUUUUGAAUGAUUUGCCAUUUAGUAAUACUCUAGAAUUCAAUGAUAACAAUCGAUAUGAUCUUUUACAACUGUUAGCAUCUGCUAAUAGCGAUGAUACGAAUUCGGAAACUGCAGAUGGCAAUGAUUCAUCAGAACUCGUUCAUUUUUUAUUAGAUGAACAACGAGAUGCGGUAGCAAUUGUUGAUGAUAAAGAAAGAAUGCCAAAUUCAACUUUUGAUCAAAAUUCCAGUAUUACUAAUAUGCCGAUGCCUCAAGAGAUAACUGGAGAUCAAAAUUCCAGUAUUACUAAUAUGCCGAUGCCCCAAGAGACAACUGGAGAUCAAAAUGUAAUAAUGUAUCAAAUGUAUCCAUCUAUAUUUGAAAUGCUUGAUGCUGCCAUCUCUGUUAAGCAACAACCUAAGGCAAAUAAUCGUAUACGUUAUGGUUGUGAUGGUGUCCGAUUUUUGCCUGACUCACGAUAUCAUCCACUGACAGUUACUUUCUGUAAUUUGCAACGCAUUGCAUUAGCUAAAAAUCAAACAUUGGGAAUCGUCACGACGAUAGUAACAAGUACAAACAAUCCCACUAGUCAAACAUUUGUUCAUGCUAAUAAUAUUACUGUUCGUGAACCAAAUGCAAUACAAAUAGCAUAUGGAUGUGUUUUCGCUCCGUUAAAGCAAUCUGAGAUAGACGAAGGUAUAAAAGAAUAUCGACGUCUGUCAAUUUUAUAUAAAAAAUAUAAUGACUAUUCGUUUGAUCUUACACCAUUCAGUACAGAAGCAAUGUUUGGAACAACUCAGCAAUAUACAGUCCUGAAUGAUCCGAACAUGGACAUAGUGCCGAAAGGAAAAUGUUUUAAACAGCAUUACGAUCUAUUAUCAUAUAAGUUAGUUUUUCAACUAGCUUUAAAAGAAAAUAAUAUAAUAUACAUUUCAAAUAUUACAUGUGAAACUGAGGUUGUUCAUGAACAAUCAGUUACACAAAAACCUGGUAAACGAACAGUAUCAUUUUCAAUUGAAAGUCUUUCAGAAGAAGAGUCUAAUUUCGAAACACAAGUUUCGAAUUCAUCAAAGAAAUUCAAAUCAUCAACCCCACCGUUGAUUGGACUUCCGAAUUUAUUGUUUUAUUUUGUAGGCAUGAACUUCAAUUCAUAUUCAACUGAAGAUUCUGACUUGGCUCUGCUUGAUGACUUAAUUGAAUCUCCAUCAACUAACGAAGACUUCAGUAUUUCAAUUAAUAGAAUGCAAAGUUUUUUUUUUCUUGAAUAUGCUUCGUUUUAUUCAGGUUUUCGUGUUGCUUAUGAUUACAAUCCAUUGGAAACAUUUUAUGAAGCUAACUCUGCUGCUACAAGAAAUGAUGAACAAAUAACGAUAAAUAGUCCUCAUAAUGAAUCAUUACCUGUCAUUCGAUCACAUACAGAAAAGCCAUCGGAAUCAUCCGUUACUCUUUCGAAUUGUGUCGCUAUUACUAAUUCAAAAUCAAAAAAAAUACAACUUGUUUAUCCGUUAGAAAAUACGUAUCGAGCACGAUAUAAAAGUGAUUAUUUUCCACAAAAUGGUACUUUGCCAACCGACUAUCAAUAUGAUGUAGAAAAUGAUUAUAUUCGUGUUGCAUUAAUAACAACAUGUAUUGAAGGUCAUGGACAUUACUAUAGUCCAUAUAAAUUUCAAAAAGAUCAUUAUGAUAUUAAAAUACCUGAUGAAAAUCCAAUUUAUAUAAAAAUAGAAAAUAGCCGAGACACUAAUUCUGUUAUUCGACUUCAACUUGUUCUCAUUAAAUCUAAAUUAGAUCAACUUAAUUAUGUUCAACCAUUAAUACGUUUUUCUGAUACGACUGCUCGUAUACAGAACAUAAUUCAUGAAGAAAAAUUAACACCAAAAGAUUUAAUUAAUAAAUAUCAAUUGGAAAAAUCACAUUUAGCGUUUACAUUAUGUACAAAACUACCAGAUGGUUUAUAUAAACCACAUCCAAAAACAACAGUUAUUUCAUCGGUUAUUUCUGAAGCAUCAGCAUCAAAAAAACCAAAUGGUAAAUUAUUAUUUGUAUAUAUAUAUAUGUUGCUUUAG
Rotaria sp. Silwood1 is the source of this 2118-nucleotide messenger RNA. The record is from the annotation of a GenBank genome assembly. Lineage: Eukaryota; Metazoa; Rotifera; Eurotatoria; Philodinida; Philodinidae.